Myxocyprinus asiaticus (Chinese sucker) is the source of this 4105-nucleotide messenger RNA. RefSeq names its product UDP-N-acetyl-alpha-D-galactosamine:polypeptide N-acetylgalactosaminyltransferase 6 (GalNAc-T6) (gene galnt6). The coding region runs from base 325 to 2187 and encodes 620 amino acids. The record is from RefSeq and is a predicted model, not a curated record. Gene Ontology annotation, cellular component: Golgi apparatus. The transcript has 11 exons. Lineage: Eukaryota; Metazoa; Chordata; Actinopteri; Cypriniformes; Catostomidae.
AGAAAACGCAUGGCGUCUUCAACCAGAGGAAGCCUUCGGCUUUAAGACCCUGUAGACUCACAAUCAUAUGAGCGAAUGGCACCUGUUGCGUUCAAAGGGAAGCCGGUAGGCCAGUGAGACUGGACGCGCGAAACCUGUCGCGCGCUUGGUUAACGCAAUACCUCAAGAAACUCGAAGUUACAGUGAAGACACCUGUCCAUCGACUCAGCACAGCUCAAACAAACAGCGCCGUGAUAAAACGCGUAACUGUUUCUAGUAUCUACCUUCUGGAAGCAGUACCUGAUUGACUGAUCUAAUCACAGGUGUUGAAGUUCAACGAAAAGAAUGCGUCUAAUGAGGCGACGAAUGUCCCCCCUGAAGCUGGCUGUUCUAGGGGGAACGCUUUUCAUGGUGGUUCUGGUGGUGCUCCAGAGGGACGUUGGCAGCGCUUCUCUUCAGGACCCCUGGCUGCGUGAUCUCUCAGACAAAAAGGAGAGAGUAUUUGAGAUGGUUCGGGGGGCAGUCAACAAUUUUGCUUUCCAAAUUGGAGCCCCUCAGCCCCCACCAGUGGAGCUACUGCCCACCCUUAACCGAAACUGCCCCUCGGGCUUCUAUAUGCAAGCAGAACUCAAACCAUGGAUAGAGAGACCUCCACAGGAUCCUGAGAGCCUCGGAGCUGAUGGUAAAGCUUUCCAGAAAGCCAGCAUGUCUCCAGAGGAGGAGAAGGAAAAACAAGAGGGCAUGACCAGGCACUGCUUUAACCAGUUUGCCAGCGACCGGAUCUCCCUGCACCGCAGUCUCGGAGAUGACACCCGCCCGCCUGAGUGUGUCGAGCGAAAGUUUCGCCGCUGUCCUCCUCUUCCCACCACCAGUGUGAUCAUUGUUUUCCACAAUGAGGCAUGGUCAACACUUCUGCGUACUGUGUACAGUGUGCUGCACACCUCCCCGGCAGUCUUCCUCAAGGAAAUCAUAAUGGUGGAUGACGCCAGCACAGCAGACCACCUACAUGGUAAGCUGGAUGAGUAUGUGAAGUCACUGAAGAUCGUGAAAGUUGUACGUCAGCCGGAGAGGAAGGGCCUCAUAACGGCGAGGCUUCUUGGGGCCAGCAAAGCCCAGGGGGAAAUCCUCACCUUCCUGGAUGCCCACUGUGAGUGCUUCCAUGGCUGGCUUGAGCCGCUCCUUGCUCGAAUUGUUGAGGAACCUACUGCUGUGGUGAGCCCCGAAAUCACAACCAUUGACUUAAACACCUUCCAGUUCCACAAGCCCGUGUCAACUGCCCGUGCCCACAACAGAGGCAACUUCGACUGGAGUCUCACAUUUGGCUGGGAGGGAAUUCCUGACUAUGAGAAUGCGAAACGCAAGGAUGAGACCUACCCAGUAAAAACUCCCACAUUUGCUGGUGGCUUAUUCUCCAUAUCCAAGGCGUACUUUGAGAAAAUUGGAACCUAUGAUGACAAGAUGGAGAUAUGGGGUGGUGAAAAUGUGGAGAUGUCCUUUAGGGUGUGGCAGUGUGGUGGACAAUUAGAGAUAAUCCCCUGCUCAGUUGUGGGUCAUGUCUUCCGCACCAAGAGUCCUCACACCUUCCCCAAAGGUACAGAGGUCAUUACACGUAAUCAGGUGCGCCUGGCUGAGGUGUGGAUGGAUGACUACAAACUGAUUUACUACCGACGCAACCAAAAUGCAGCUAAAAUGGCCAAAGAUAACAAAUAUGGUGAUAUAUCUGACCGUCUGAAACUCAGAGAAAGCCUGCAGUGCAAGAACUUUUCUUGGUACCUCACCAAUGUCUACCCAGAGGCAUUUAUACCUGAUCUGACCCCUGUCAAGUUUGGAGCACUCAAAAACCUUGGGGCACAGCGUUGUCUGGAUGUUGGAGAGAGUAACAAUGGAGGAAAGCCUGUGAUUAUGUAUAUAUGUCACAACAUGGGUGGCAAUCAGUAUUUUGAAUAUACAUCACACAAUGAGCUGAGGCAUAACAUUGGAAAGCAGCUUUGCCUGCAUGCAACUCCUUUUCCAGCGCAAGUGAAGAUUGAGCUCUGUACUUUGAAGGGUAGAGGCAGUAGUUUGACUCCUGAACAAGAGUGGUUGUUUACAGAAGACCAACUGUUGAAGAAUCCCUCCUCUGGAAAGUGUCUACAUCUCAAAGGUGACCAAGUUGUAAUGAGCCCUUGCAAUCCAGUAGACCUUCACCAGCACUGGGCUUUCAGUUGAUCUCUCCCUUCUUCCAAGGAUCAAGGACGUUCACUCCCAAGAUGGAGCACAGCAGCCACAGCUUAGGCUGAUCAAACUCAAAGUUGUCAAACUCACUGUAAGCCUGAUCAGAUGCUCUGGGAGUGGAUUGCUCAUUAAUUGCCUUCCAAAGACAUUGUGAUCGGACUGUGGUGCUCAAGAUGCUCAGGGAAAUCAUGCACAUCCACUGAAGCUUUGGAGAGUGAACAAUCUGGCAGCAAGAUUGUUUACUGAAAGCUAUAUAUUUUCUUAUUUGAUGAUGUUUACUUCUGCUUUUUAAAAUGGUGUAGGUUUACUUCUUUAAGAACUAUUUUUGGAACAUUGUUAGUGUUAACACCAAUGAGUGGCUAUUCUUGCCAACAACUCUUUUGUUAUUUGUAGGAAGUAAAUCAUUUGCACUUGCUGCAGAGGAAUGAGGGCUGUAUUUCAGAGGUAGUAAAUUGCCAUAAGGCUGGACUAGUUUUCAGGUCCUCAAAGCCAUCAUUUUGUAUGAGGUAGCAUUGUGUGACUCCCAUCACUUGAUUCUUUCAGUGUGCUAAGCUCUUUUGAGGAAAAUCAUACUCUAAAAAUAUAAGUUGAACUUAAAUGGUUUACCUUUUUAAUGACCCUUUAGAUUAUUAUUCAUUAUAAAUCUUGAGUACACAGAUUUCUGGGAGGAAAAUAUUUAUUUGAAAAGGUAGAUCAGUAAUCUUAAAUUCAUAUUCACAAAUGAUUUGAUUUUCAAAAAUGUAAAACCUUACAGAAAUACCAUGGUGAUCAUAUUUUCUGCAAAAUACCAUAGUUACUACAGCUGGAAUUAACCACCACUGUCAUCAAGAAACAAAAUUAAAACACUUGCGCUUGCACUUUAAAUUAUACACUGUUUGAAGUAUAUCACGUAUAUUUCUACACUAUUAAAAAUCACCGUAUAGUAACUAUGGUAUUUUAACCAUAAACUAUGAAUGCCAUGGAAUUUAUUUAUUUAUUUGUAUUUUUAUUUUAUUUUUUGUGUAAGACAUACAAGUUAGAGGGGCCUGUCUCUUUAAAUACAAUUACAUUUGUAAGUGAUUAUCACUUUAGCUUUGUGGCAGGAAGGCAAAAGGGUUGCAGCAUGGCAUGUUCACAUUCACCAGUAGGUGGCAGGCAAUAUUUAUAAAUAGGCUUGGCAGGGUUGUAAAAAUAAACUUCAAGUUUGUGGUUCUUGGAAAUUUUAUACUGGUAAUAUCCUUUCUUUCACUGAUAACCCAAUCCUUCUAUGUGGCGUGAGAGUUGGUACUGUUUAUCCAGCAUAUAGGCUACAGUAUAAUCCAAUCUUUUUAACUAGCUGGGUUUCUUAUCAAAUUUCAAACUAAAGUGCUGUUGUUUGUACAGUCUAGUGCUUAAGGCUCUAUUCAACCAAUAUCCAAUUUCAAACAACCAAAAAUAACUGCCAAAAUGCCAAAGCUACUACAGUAAGAUGCUUGUAAAUGUCAUUUUAUUUUAUUUCUCACGCGAGUUAACACCGUUGUAUUACCAUAUAUUACACGUUAUUGUAAACUGUUUUGGCUCGUGGUGGCCUUGGUAAAUUUUUAAGGGUCAAUAGUCUGUAGCUCAAGUAGGCCUACUCUUUAUAUCUCCUUUGUAAGGUGGAACCAAUGUGGAAAAAAGAUAAUACAAGCUGAAUAUAUAAGUACCACGUUGCACGUACAACUUCUGUUGUUGGGCACCACGUGUGUCGUAAACCUGCGUGUAACGCCUUUCCCGCCACAUUUAAUUUUAAGUCCUGCCUCAGAAUACACUGCAGUGCACCAGUUAACAUACAAGUGCUUUUUAUAUACAGGUGCAUCUCAAUAAAUUAGAAUGUCGUGGAAAAGUUCAUUUAUUUCAGUAAUUCAACUCAAAUUGUGAAACUUGUGUAUUAAAUAAAUUCAGUGCACACAGA